This is a messenger RNA of Salmo salar (Atlantic salmon), 1743 nucleotides long. RefSeq names its product alanyl-tRNA synthetase domain containing 1 (gene aarsd1). Lineage: Eukaryota; Metazoa; Chordata; Actinopteri; Salmoniformes; Salmonidae. The record is from RefSeq and is marked provisional. Gene Ontology annotation, molecular function: Ser-tRNA(Ala) deacylase activity; ATP binding; aminoacyl-tRNA ligase activity. Gene Ontology annotation, biological process: tRNA aminoacylation; regulation of translational fidelity.
ACUUAUUUAAAUUGAUUUCAAUGGCGUUUCAGUGUCAAAGGGACUGUUACAUGCAAGAGUUUGUCACCUCAGUGGUGGCUUGCUCACCUGGUGAAAUGAAACAAGAAAUCAAUGGGAAGAAAGAAACCGUUAAAGGCUUCAAUGUCAGGCUCCAAGACACCAUAUUGUUUCCUGAGGGAGGUGGUCAGCCAGAUGACCACGGGCUGAUUGGAGAUGUGCCGGUGCUGCGGGUGACGAGGCAGGGAGCUGAGGCUGUGCACUUUGUGAGUUCAGCUCUAGAGGUGGGCCAGGAGGUGCAGCUGAAGCUGGACUGGGAGCGGAGGUUUGACCACAUGCAGCAACACUCCGGGCAACAUCUAGUCACAGCUAUUGCAGAAUCCAUGUUUGGGUACAAGACCACAUCCUGGGAGUUGGGGCGUCAGCGCAGCACCAUAGAGCUGGACACUCCCUCCAUGAAGCCUGCCCAGAUGGAGGCCCUCGAGGCAGCAGUCAAUGAGAAGAUACGUGCUCAUGUUCCCGUCGCUGUUCAGGUCCUCUCCUUAGAUGACCCUGCAUUGGAAAAGGUGAGGAGUCGCGGUCUCCCAGAUGACGCAGCGGGGCCUAUCCGGAUCAUUGACAUCGAGGGCAUUGACGUCAACAUGUGCUGUGGGACCCACGUGUCCAACCUCAGUCACUUACAGGUCAUAAAACUCCUGGGGACUGAGAAAGGAAAGAAGAACAAAACUAAUCUGUUAUUUCUGGUGGGAAACCGGGUCCUAAAGUAUGCUGAGAAAAGCUACAGCACAGAACGCUCACUGGUAUCCCUCCUCAAAACGGGACCAGAUGAUCAUGUUGAUACAGUGGACAAGAUCCAGAAGACUGUUAAGGGGCUACAGAAAAGUAACCUGGGCCUCCUGAGAGACAUGGCUGUUCUAAUAGCCCAGAACUUCAAGUGCAACCCAGAGAGGGGCAACUUCUUCACCUUACACAAGAAGGAGGGUGACAACGAGUUCAUGAGCAUCAUAGCCAAUGAAAUAGGCACUGAGGAGACGUUGGUUUUCCUGACUGUUGGCGAGGAGAAAGGACCAGGGCUGUUCCUUCUGGCAGGACCCAGUGGGAAAGUGUCUGAACUGGGACCACGAGUGCUGGAGAUGCUCCAGGGCAAAGGGGCUGGGAAGAACGGGCGCUUCCAGGGCAAAGUAAAUAGCAUGGCACGCGGGGAGGUGGAGACCCUAAUACAGGAACACUGCAAGAACGAGCAGUAAUGGAUGACUGGUGUGUAUAGUUUUUUGGCUAUAUCGUAUAAAUGAAUAAAAAAAAAAUUGGCUAAAUGGUCUUAAUUUAAGGUAAGGGUUAGGCAUUAAGUUUAAAAUCAGAUUUGAUGACUUUGUGGCCGUGCCAGCUAGUGACCACUGCAGAGCUGCCUCCAGUACAAGAUUAAUUUCAGUAAAAGUCAACCUGUGCUUUGCUAAGUAACGAUACUUCUGACCUCAGUGAUGACCACAGUGUACAGUCUAAAUCGAGCUGUAUAUAUUAUGAAGAAGAAUACGAGAUAUAUUUAUGAAUAUAAGUACAAGGAAAAUGUAAAAAUUACCAUGUUUAACAUGUUGGACUAAGGAAGCACACCCAUGUAAUUAAUGAUUAACAUUGCAUUAAUGAAUGUGUUUGAAGAUAUCCUUUUUAAAUUGUAUUUGUUCUGUGCUUAUCAGUCUUUUUUUAAAUGAUUUUGUAUAUUUCACCUUCAAUAAAUCAAAGGAAAGUAUA